AGCCAGUGACACAUCACCUGAAGACAUGUACUUUGUCUGUGAGUCAUCCCUCUUUAUGCUAAUGAAGUACUGCCCCAAGUGCGGAGGGAAAGUUAUCUGUCGAACCAAAACCUUAGUUGGUCCUAUGCUAGUGGUGAAGAUGAUAUGUGAGCAGGACUGUGACGUCAUUUGGCGGUCCCACACCACCACGGGGAAGGCUCAGCAGCAGUCACUGUGUUCUAUUCUGCUCGUAGCAGCCAUCCUUCUGUGCGGCGGCACCUACAGUAAAUUCAGCAAGUUUGCUGAAUUUUUCCACUUGCAAUUCAUGUCAAGACGAACCUUCUUUUCAAUACAACAGAAGUUUGUAUUUCCAGUUAUCCAAGCGGCAUGGCUUGCAGAGCGUACGCGUGUUCAUUCACUUUUGUUAGGCAGACAACUCACUCUAGCUGGAGAUGGCAGGUGUGACAGCCCUGGCUAUUCCGCACGAUUCGGGACAUACACUUUCAUGGAUGUUGCAUCCGACCUAAUUGUUGAUUACCAUCUGGCGAUGUCCACGGACACAACCAGCUCAGUGGCAAUGGAGAAGAUGGGAUUCGUUGUCACACUUGACCGUUGUUUGGAGCAAGGGUUGAAGAUUGCCACUGUUGUCACUGACCGGAGCCCCAGCAUAAAGAAGGAGAUGCGAGGACGCCACUCCAUCAAGCAUCAGUUUGAUGUAUGGCACUAUGCCAAGAGUGUCGCCUCCAAGAUCAGGGCAGGAUGCAGGAGGAAAGACCAGCAGGCCUUGCUCGAGUGGUUACCGGCCAUCAAUAACCACUUGUGGUACUGCGCCCGGUCGUGCGGAGGCAAUGCUGUGCUGCUGCGUGAAAAGUGGAACUCAGUCCUCUACCACAUCGUCAACCGACAUAGCUGGACUGAGGGUACACUCUUCACGCAGUGUGCACAUCCUCCGCUUUCCACUGAUGAGCAGCGACAGAAAAAGUGGCUGACACCCGGGUCUCCAGCCUACAAGGUUCUGGAAUCAGUUGUUCAAGACAAGAGACUGCUGGCAGAUUUGAUGCAUUUGUCAGAUUUCCAGCACACUGGAAACUUAGAGGUGUACCAUAGCAUGAUGACGAAGUACAUGCCGAAGCGAAUUCAAUUCAGUAGAGAGGGAAUGGAGGCCCGCACCCAGCUUGCUGCUCUUGACCAUAACUUCAAUGCUGGCAGAGAACAGGCAACAUCAAAAGGUCAGCCACAGUACAAGGUCCAGUUUUCUCGAGUGAAGGGUGAUUUCGUGGCCAAAAAAAUCUACAGUGAAAAGAAAUACGGAUGCAUGCACAGCAUGAUGCAGCAGGUCAGUGAUGUGGCCACGAAGAGGCUGACAGUGCCACCCAUCCAGAAGUGUAAGCCUGUCAACGUGUCGCGACGCGGGGCUCCAGUCAAGGCAGCAGUUGUCGCCAAUCUGCAAACGAGAUUGGCAAUGGCAGCAACAGCAGAAGCAUCACCAUCAGUUGCACCAGAGGAGGAAGAGGAACAAGAGUAUGAAGUAACGUUAGAGGAUGAUGCAGGGUAUGUGCAGGAGGAAGACCAGGACAGCGAAGAUGAAGGACAACAGCAGUGCGUUGUUCAAUGCGAUGUUCCCACCCAAAUAUGAACACACGGCAACACAGCUCUAUUUUUAUUUCCGCUUCAAACCUGUAGUUGUUUGAGCUGCUCUCAUGAUAAAUUAUUUGUUUUUUAAAGCCGUUUGUGCCCGCGAUCAUUCGCUUGUACAACUGCGCCGGGCUGUAUGUGCUGUGACUAUGAGUAUGAGUCAUGCUCGCACUAUGAUACCUUUUGUGUCACGUGUACGUAUAUGUGAUGGUGCGAGCAUGCUGUGCCUUUGCUGGCCUUUUUCCCUUCUUUUCGUUUUAGUUGUGGUGGAAGUGUUUUGCAAGGAGUAAUGACCAACAAGAACAAAUGGUGUGUUGUCCAAUUUGCAUGUUCGGAGAUUAUGCCUGUGCACAUGUAUCUGAUUUUGUUGCCAGUCCUCAAUGCCUAUCGUUCAGGAAUCCUAAAUAGCUUAUUCUUUACAUUGAAGUAUUAGAGAAGGCAAGUCAUUGCUUACCUCUAAAAGUUAUGAUGUCAAUCUUCGGGCCACUGAGUAUCCGCCUCAUCCCUGGCUUCUUCAAACCCAUGGUACGGUACACCUUC
This is a messenger RNA of Sycon ciliatum, 2154 nucleotides long. RefSeq lists its product as uncharacterized. Lineage: Eukaryota; Metazoa; Porifera; Calcarea; Leucosolenida; Sycettidae. The transcript is spliced from 6 exons. The record is from RefSeq and is a predicted model, not a curated record. The coding region runs from base 26 to 1615 and encodes 529 amino acids.